Messenger RNA from Closterium sp. NIES-65, 987 nucleotides. The record is from the annotation of a GenBank genome assembly. NCBI's taxonomy places the organism in Eukaryota, Viridiplantae, Streptophyta, Zygnematophyceae, Desmidiales, Closteriaceae.
AUGGCUACCCCUAGUGUUCUUACCUUUGAUACUGAGGGUCGUGCUGUUGACUUUGAGGUCAGGGUCGAUGACCUCCAGCUGUUCCUAGAGUGCGAUAGGGCAGACGGACUUUCCCUGUUCGAUCUCACCUCUGGUGCCUCCCCUGCCCUGCCUGCUACUGGUGACAGCACUGUUCGCUCACAGUGGGCCACACGCGAUGCUGCUGCACGUCUUGCUGUGCGUCGCUACUUACCGACCACUGAGCGCGCGCACGUUAGCCAGUACAAGAUUGCUCAGACCUUGUACGACGCUGUAGUUGCACGCUACUCCUCCCCUGCCACUGCUGCACUGAGCCGCCUCAUGCUACCGUACCUCUUCCCUGACCUUGCUGCCUUUCCCACAGUCGCUGACCUCAUUACGCACCUCCGCACUAGUGACAACCACUACCGCACUGCGCUUCCAGUUGAGGACCACUUCCUCUCAGUUUGCCCAACCACGCUUACCGUUGACCUCCUCGAGGAGCGCCUCCUAGCAGUAGAGAAGAGCAUAGUCGAUGUAGGAGCCUCUCGUGGUGACCCUCGCACCCCCGUCUUUGAGGGGUGUUCCCCGUCCCCCCUCUUGCCCUCUGUUGCUUCUACUGCUGCAACCAACCUCGUUGGUUUUCAGUCGGUCGGCGCUGCGUCUGCUGCUAGCGGGAGACGCCGCACCGGCAACGGCAAGGGGGGCAAGGGCGCUGGAGGGGUUGGCGGGGGCGGUGGAGGUGGUGGUGGAGGCAGUGGAGGGGGUGGGGGUGGUGGUGGGAGUGGUGGCGGGGGUGGAGGUGUCGGUGGCAGCAGUGGAGGCGGAGGAGGCGGCGGCGGUGGCGGAGGGAGCGGAGGCGGCGGAGGUGGCGGAGGCGGCGGAGGUGGCGGAGGCGGCCGAGGUGGCAGAGGCGGCGGCGGCAGCGGUGGAGCUGGUCGCGGCUCUGCGCAGAGGAGUGGGUCCGGUGGUGGUCAGCGCCAGCAGUAG